UGUGUGUGUGUGUGUGUGUGUGUGUGUGUGUGUGUGUCCAUUUAUCAGUUACACAUGCAUGUCAGUACAUCCUUAGGAAAAAUUGCUUUUCUUUCUGAUGUUUUAUUGUGCAUGCAGCUAAAUGUAAGUGCCAAAACACUGUUGUCUUGUUGUUUGGAGCUAAAUGUCUGUGUUAAACUUGCUAGCUAGCUUGAAUACUCCUGCUAGCGUUAGCAUUUGCAUUGUCAUCUGGAAUGCAUUACUAUUUAGCAUGCUUAUUAGCGCAUUUGUUAGCAUUUCUAUGUGGUGCUAGGCAAUUUUCGGUUGUAGAUUAUUCAUGUGUAGAUAUUUCUACAUUGCUCUAUUGCUUCAUUGUGCAUCUAGCAUGUGUUUGGGUCCACAUAGCCUAUUUAGUUUGUUGACAAGGCAUAUUGAAUUAGGCAUAUUUUUUCCCAUACUGUGCUAUAGCCUAAAUUCUCCCCUUUUCUUUACAGAACCACAAAUACUAUCAGAGAGAGUGGUGUUGUGUGUGUGGAUCUUCAUUAAACCCUUGAACUAGAGCUACUGCUUCCUCGUGUUCUGAACGGACACCCUGUGGUGGUUACUACCGGCCUAAAAACCUUUUAUUGGUCCUUCGAAUUCAUAAACAACACAUAUUUUUCAAUACUAUUCUCCUCAUUAAUGAAUUUCUCAGUCAUUUUAUGCUUGCUCAACAAACACACAUUUCAUAGGGAGCAUGUUGUUAAACAAGUUUUCUGCAGACAUAUUUUGGGCAUGCAACUGCAAAAAUGGUUUUGGCUUGAAGUUAACACUGUGUCAUCUAAAAUAGUUAUUUGUACGGGGGACAUAUCAUACAGCAGUGGUUCCCAACUCCGGUGCUCGAGUACACCCAACAGGAUCGAAUAUGGGAACAUCUGUUUUACAGUAAACACACCAGUGUGUCACACACAUGUAAAGUGCCCUCCGUAAUUAUUGGGACAGUGACCAUUUUGUUGUUGUUUUGGCUCUGUAUCCAGCACUUUGGAUUUGAAAUGAUAUGACUGAAACUGAAGUUAAAGUGCAGACUGACAGCUUUAAUUUGAGGGUAAUUCCAUCCAUAUCGGUUGAACCGUUUGGAAAUUACAGCACUUUUUGUACAUAGUCCCCCCAUUUUAGGGGACCAAAAGUAUUGUGACAAAUUCACUUAUUUGUGUAUGAAAGUAGUCAAAAGUUUAGUAUUUGGUCCCAUAUUCCUGGCACGCAAUGAUUACAUCAAGCUUGUGACUCUACAAACUUGUUGGAUGCAUUUGAGCUUUGUUUUGGAUGAUAUUGUUACGUUCCCCAGCAAGAAAACCAAACAAUGUCACUCAAACAGAAGGGGGAAAUAACAAAGAAUCACUGACAACCACUCCUAUCCUGUUAUUGUCAAUGAAGGAAAUACAUUCACCAACACAGGAACUCUCACCCACUCAAAUUGGUCAGUAGCUUAUUAUGUAUUUUUAAUAAUUGUAGUUCUACAAGUACUUGAACAGUGGGUGUGUAGACCUAUUUUGUCUGUCAACAUCUAGUCUUGGGAAUCCCAGACCUAUUUCAACAGCACUAAAGUAACAAAAAUGAGAAGGUCGUCUCGUUUGCUUGAGUCUACAGCUUUACUUGUGAUCAGCAUUCUGUGCUUGGUCAUCAUUUUUAUUAAAGAGGACAUUCGUCCUAAAAAACCCUCAAACCAUUUCCAGAUAAACAGGAGGGAAUCAACCUAUCAAAACAGACCUCAGAAACCAACCAGUGAGAGCGCAGGUGUUUCUACCUGGGGCCAUUGUGAACGGAAUGAGUCUGCGGCCAAUGUGUCAGGGUUUUCCUCUCUGCCAGUUCACAUCCAAGACUUCCUCUUCUAUCGUCACUGCCGCCACUUCCCAAUGCUGCUGGAUGUACCUGAUAAAUGUGGAGGCCCUCACAAGUCUGCUGACGUCUUCCUUCUGCUGGUCAUAAAAAGCUCACCUGCGAAUUAUGACCGCCGUGAGGUACUACGGAAAACCUGGGCCAAGGAGAGACUGCAGAAUGGAGUCUGGAUCCACAGGAUUUUUCUCUCGGGAACCACAGGCACAGGCUUUGAGAAGCGCAAGCUAAACAAGCUUCUACGACUGGAGAACCGUGAGCAUAAUGACAUCUUGCAGUGGGACUUCAACGACUCCUUCUUCAACCUCACCCUGAAGCAGAUUUUGUUCUUAGAAUGGAUGGACAAGAACUGCCGCCAAGCCCGAUUUCUGCUCAACGGUGACGAUGAUAUCUUCGCCAACACAGAUAACAUAGUGCACUACCUUCAGAGUCUAAAAGACAAUGAUGGUGACAAGCACCUUUUUGCAGGUCAUCUAAUCCGCUAUGUAGGACCCAUUAGAGAGUCAGGGAGCAAAUACUAUGUCCCAGUCCAGGUUCAAGAGUCAGACUCAUAUCCCCCUUACUGUGGGGGUGGGGGCUUCCUGCUCUCUGGAAACACAGCUAUGGUCAUUUACAAAAUGACCCAUACCAUUCCCAUUUUGCCAAUUGAUGAUGUAUACAUGGGAAUGUGUUUGGAAAAGGCUGGUCUUGGGCCAGAGUCCCAUUUCGGAGUCAGGACUGCUGGACUUCAUGUCCCCUCCCAAAACGUGGACACUUUCGAUCCUUGUUAUUACAGGGAAAUCAUUUUAGUACACAGAUUUCUGCCACAUCAGAUAUAUAUUAUGUGGCACGGAAUACAUGAACCUAACUUGAAAUGUAGUAAUUCGCAAGGUUCUCUUUAGCCAUCUGUCCUGUUGAAAUCAGUUGCCUGCUGAGGUUUGUUUUUCCAGUCUUUUUUUUCCAAACAUGUGUUAUGUCUGAAAGUUGUUUUUGUUGUUGUUGUAAAUACAGACUAAUUUUAAGAUGUAAGUUAUGGGAUUGAUUGCUUCUUCUGUGUAUGUACAUUGAAAUUAUCAAAGUUUAUAUAAUAUUUUGUUUUAAGUCAUUAUCCCUUCUUUCUAUUUAAAAAAUGAAAACAUGCAUAUUAAAAAAAAUAAACGAUAUUGAUUCUAUAUCAAACGCUAAUAAAAUAAUAUGCAUCUUUGAUUUUUGCCAUGUGUAUGGCUUUAGGUCAUUCUGGCGAUUGUUAAGUAAUUGAUGAGGUAAAUAUUAUUGAGUAUAUAAAUAUAUAAACCCACCGGACCACAAAUAAGCCAUAUUUCACAAUAAUUUCCACUGCAGAUCACCAUAAACAAUGGAUUUCAUGAAUUAAUAUUUUAUUUAACCAGGCAAGUCAGUUAAGAACAAAUUCUUAUUUACAAUGACAGCCUACCCCAGCCAAACCCGGAUGAUGCUGGGCAAAUUAUGCGCUGCCCUAUAGGACUCCCAAUCAAGGCUGGAUGUGAUACCACUGCGCCACUCGGGAGCCUACACAGAAUCUGUCAUCCUUUUCUCUGCAGUACUUCAGCUGUAGCCACACAUUUUAACGUUUAUAGUAUGAAAGUAAUACUAUUAUUACAUAAACCAAGUAGAGACAUGGGGUGGCAGGUAACCUAGUGGUUAGAGCAUUGGGCCAGUAAACCGAAAGGUUGCUCGAUUGAAUCCCUGAGCUGACAAGGUAAGAAUCUGUUGUUCUGCUCCUGAACAAGGCACUGUUCCCCGGUAGGCCGUCAUUGUAAAUAAGAAUCUGUUCUUAACUGACUUGCCUAGUUAAAUAAAAAAACUUUUGGAAGCAUACAAACAACAUUCUGUUAUUACAAGUGCCUAAUACUGUAUUGGCAAGGGGGAUACUUAGUCAUUUGUUCAACUGAAAUGUGUCUUCCACAUUUACCCAAACCCCUCUGAAUCAGAGAGGUGCGGGGGGCUGCCUUAACUGGCAUUGUUAUUAAAGUAAACGAUUCACAACACA
Messenger RNA from Salvelinus fontinalis (brook trout), 3838 nucleotides. RefSeq names its product N-acetyllactosaminide beta-1,3-N-acetylglucosaminyltransferase 3-like. The transcript is spliced from 2 exons. Gene Ontology annotation, molecular function: hexosyltransferase activity. NCBI's taxonomy places the organism in Eukaryota, Metazoa, Chordata, Actinopteri, Salmoniformes, Salmonidae. Gene Ontology annotation, cellular component: membrane. The coding region runs from base 1572 to 2732 and encodes 386 amino acids. The record is from RefSeq and is a predicted model, not a curated record.